Drechmeria coniospora is the source of this 777-nucleotide messenger RNA. RefSeq lists its product as uncharacterized. Gene Ontology annotation, cellular component: PAM complex, Tim23 associated import motor. The record is from RefSeq and is a predicted model, not a curated record. Lineage: Eukaryota; Fungi; Ascomycota; Sordariomycetes; Hypocreales; Ophiocordycipitaceae. The transcript is spliced from 2 exons. Gene Ontology annotation, biological process: protein import into mitochondrial matrix. The coding region runs from base 1 to 777 and encodes 258 amino acids.
AUGGCUGCAUCUCUCAAGACGCUGGCCGUCCGCUGGCACUCAUCCGCCCAGGGCAUCGUCCGGUGCUGUCCAAAACCCAUGCAGGCCCUGUCGACGACGACCCGAUCCGCCUGCCAUCUCGCCCGGGCUCCCCGGCAGGCUCUUUUCCGAUCAAAUCACAGCAUCGCCGCCGUCGAGCCCCCUCGCGCUGUGGCUGGCAUCGGCCAUGCCUCUCGCUGCUUCUCCAGUGCGACGGCCGCCUCGCAAACGGCACAUUCUCCCGUCGCCGCCGCCGCCGCCUCCGCCUCCUCUUCGCCCUCCUCCUCCUCCCCAUCCCCGGCGAAGCUCGACUGGAACUCCUUCUUCAAGCUGCGCCUGCGCCGUCGCCGAAUCCAGCUCGUCUUCUCCGUCACGACGGGCUUGUUCGGCGGCGCCGCCGGUGCCCUCGCCCUGUCGACAGGCGUCGCCGAGCCCGUCGUCAUGCAGAUCCCCCUCGACCCCUUCGUCACCCUCGGCCUCAUCACCUUUGCCUGCGCCGGCAUGGGCUGGCUCGUCGGUCCCAGCAUCGGGAACCAGGUCUUUUACAUCAUGAACCGCCGGCUCAAGUCGCAGAUGAUGGCCAAGGAGAGCGAGUUCUUUGCCCGCGUCAAGAAGCACAGGGUCGACCCGACCAACUCGAGCGCCGGCAACCCAGUGCCCGACUUUUACGGCGAAAAGAUUCAGAGCGUGUCCGGGUACCGGCGGUGGCUCAAGGAUCAGCGGGCUUUCAACAAGAAGAAGACGGCAAAUUUCGUCUAG